This is a messenger RNA of Quercus robur (English oak), 1013 nucleotides long. Its product is annotated as general transcription and DNA repair factor IIH subunit TFB5. NCBI's taxonomy places the organism in Eukaryota, Viridiplantae, Streptophyta, Magnoliopsida, Fagales, Fagaceae. The coding region runs from base 658 to 870 and encodes 70 amino acids. The transcript is spliced from 4 exons. Gene Ontology annotation, cellular component: transcription factor TFIIH core complex; transcription factor TFIIH holo complex. Gene Ontology annotation, biological process: nucleotide-excision repair; transcription by RNA polymerase II; nucleotide-excision repair, preincision complex assembly. The record is from RefSeq and is a predicted model, not a curated record.
ACUUCAUUGCCAUCAACGGCUAAAGCCCACCCACAAACAAUAAGCCCACUCUCAUCCAACAGCAAACUCAAAACUCUCACAUAGAUUGCUCGCUGCUCUCACAUUCUCUCUCCGUCUCCGCGGCCUCAAUCUUUGCCGCUUAUCAACGCCACCACCAAGAUUCAAAACAGGAUGCCAAACGAGCACAAGUGAGAUGAAAAAGAAGGGGAAUAGGUGGUGGUGAGAUUAUUGAGAGAGGUAGACCAGUUUUUUCAUUUUUGGAUAGUAAUAAGAUAUGUGUAAAAAUAUUAGAUUAUAUACAUAAAUAAUUUGAAUUUAUAUUAUAAUAUAAAUAAGUAUAUAUCUACACACACUCAGGGUGGGGUAGGGAAAUCCCUCCCAUCCCCUCAUGGUGGUGGGGAAAACUCAUACAGGACAGGAUGAGAGUAUGAGACGGAUUGAAUCGAGACAGAUUUGUGCAGAGGCAACGAUAUUGCAUAACUAGAUGGUUCAUUUUGUUAUGUUAGAUGAUGAAUAAUUUAACAAAGGACCAGAUUGGUGAGGUGAUCAGAAAGCAAGUCAAAGCUUGAAUUGAGGGCAACAAGCAGUAUCCCAACUCUAGGCUUAACUGAGACAUUUGUCAUAACAGGUUAAAAGGUCUGAGGUUGCUGAUAUACAAUGGUUAACGCCACUAAAGGACUGUUCAUUUCCUGUGACAUACCAAUGGCACAAUUCAUCAUAAAUUACAAUGCCUCAUUGCCUGCAUCACAGAAGUUCAUAAUACAAGUUCUGGAUAGCACUCACCUUUUUGUGCAACCCCACGUGGCUGAAAUGAUACGAAGUGCCAUUGCGGAGUUUAGAGACCAGAAUUCAUAUGAGAAGCCAAAUUGAUUCUUUCUUUUUUCUUUUUCUUAUUUUCUUAUUUUAUUAUUUUCUAUUGUCCAUCAAUGAAGAUCUUUCGUAAAUGAUGAUGGGCAUGUAUCAUAAAAACCUGUGCAACUUAUAUGUCAAGUCAUUUUAUAUUGCUUCUCUUA